AUGGAAGUGGAGCUGCUGGAGGGGGAGACGGAGCUGAGCGAGGAAAUGCGGCUAGCCGGCGCGACAGUGUGCAUGCGCGGGGCAGUCGAAACGACUCGGGGUACUGGCGCGUCCGGUCCUUCCGCAUCGAGUGUCAUGCGUCGGCGCGGUAGUCGUGAACGACUCGCGGUUUGCAUCUCAACUGGUGCGGCGUGGCGGCAGCUCGUACUGGAGAGUAUGUGGGAGUUGACGGUAGGGGCGAUGGCGGCCGACGACUCUUCCGCUGCAGUCGUGAUGCCCUCUUCUGCGCAUGCCUCAGUAACUCGCAGUUGUACAGUGGCCCAACAGCAGCAACAGCAACGGCCAGUAAAGGCGCACUCUUCAGCCCUUCACCCACCUACGAGGAUGUCCGCUGGAGGCACGUUUGGGACGUCGCCCAUACGCGUGCUUACUUCAGCGUCGUCUUUGCUUGCCACAACCGGCACGGCUGACUUAACGGGGUGCGCUAUAGUCGAAGACACUGGCGGGGGCAGCGGCGCCGCAUCGCUGCUUAAUCUUUCAGCCCAUCCCACCCUCAACCGCACGCCCCGCACCAUCCGCGAGGCUACGCUGCUCCCUACGCGGCAGAGCACGACAGUCUUCCGCUUCCGUGUGGUGCAGCAAGCAGAGGGCCUUGGUGGCCUUUUUGUGCAAGACAGCAUGCGGGUUGUGUUGCAUCUUGCCCAGCACUACAUCCAGGCACCUACCUCGAGUAGCACAUCUUCUCAGGCCAGCUCGAAUCUGAUCCGUGCCGCAAAGAAGAGGCGGGGCUGUGAUGGUCUACUGCAUCGCAGUUUACCAGGAAAAGCUCCCCAAUCGCGCUCACGCUCGACAUCGCCGCCGCUGCCGCUGGGGCUGAGCGCCUCCGUGGCCACGUCAUCUCCAAGCGCCAUCUUCGGAACGGCGCCGCGCUUUGUGGAUACGAAUGCGUGGCGAGCAAAGGAGCGCAACCCCUUCAUCCCCGUCACGAAGCCGGCAGAGGUGCGGCAGGCGGAGCUGAAGCGCCGGCAGUGGGGGGUGAAGGAGUUGCAGCGGGAGGAUGUGGUCCUGUUUCUAGUUCACUACUCCCAUCUAAUGACGGAGCUGCCGGACGCGAUUGCCGCCGUCGAGGAUCACCUCUACUAUCUGCGUCGGCAGCUGCAGCUGUGCCCAACGCGCGAGGUGCGACGGCGGUGCGAGCUCAAUGACCUGUACAUGAACGUGUACCCUACAAUGCACUUGUUUCUGCGCUACAUCGAUCAGCAGGCACGGCGGUCGCGCAGUGUGCUGCAGCUGCUCUCCACUUACAAUGGUGGCACCAUACACUCCGGGAACAUUGUGGAUGUGUAUGACGCGGUAGGGCGAUGUACUGGGCUAUCGGCCACCGAAUAG
Messenger RNA from Leishmania braziliensis MHOM/BR/75/M2904, 1389 nucleotides. RefSeq lists its product as hypothetical. NCBI's taxonomy places the organism in Eukaryota, Euglenozoa, Kinetoplastea, Trypanosomatida, Trypanosomatidae. The record is from RefSeq and is a predicted model, not a curated record. Bases 1 to 1389 code for a protein of 462 amino acids. The transcript has a single exon.